UCGGACUCGUCAGUCUCCUCGCCGGGUUCAGAUUGACACGUGUGACUCGUAUUCCAUGGUCUUUCAAGCUAAGCAGCAAAAGUGUAAAUUAUAACGUGCAGCGUAAUCUUCUCAACUGUAUAGCUAUCGCCGAGGUACAUGUAAAAGAAAUACGAGCAUGAGAGGGAUUGCGCCUAUCAUCCGAUUAGCGAUCUUCACCCUGGUGUGCAUCGGCUUCUACGAGAAAGCACUGACGCGACCCCAGUCCGAAAUCCCGAAAGUCCACCUGCACACUGGGACCGUCUUGGGCACUGUGGAGACUUCCCCCGGCGGGAGGUUCUACUACGUCUUCAGGAGCAUUCCGUAUGCUGAGCCGCCCGUCGGAGAGCGCAGGUUCAAGCCCCCAGUGCCAGCAACUGCUUCGGAAGGAGUGGCAAAUCACCUGAAAUGGCCCCCGAGCUGUCCACAAGUUACAAAAGGGAAGCAGUUAAUACAUGUUAAAGAAAUAAUGGGCGAGGAAGACUGCUUGUAUCUCAAUGUAUUCACUCCGUCGAUGCAGGAAAAGAAUUACCCCGUGAUGGUGUACAUCCACGGAGGCGCCUUCCUCACCGGGAACGCCAGCCGCCACAACCCCGAGCUCUUCCUGGACCAAGACAUUGUCGUUGUUACUAUUCAGUAUCGUCUGGGAGUUCUUGGAUUCCUGUCGACGGAGGACGAGGCGCUGCCGGGCAACCUGGGGCUGAUGGACCAGACGCUCGCCCUCCGCUGGGUUCACGAGAACAUCGCUCGCUUCGGAGGCGACGUGACGAGGGUCACCGUCGCCGGCUUGAGUGCCGGCGCUGCCUCGGCCCACAUGCACCUGUUCAAUCCCCACGCGAAAGGAUUUCUUUCUCGGAUUCUUUCUCCCGCAGGACUGUUCUCGCGUGCCAUCCUCAUGUCGGGAUCGGCGCUCUGCCCCUGGGCCCUGAGGAAGGGCCACAGAAAGGUCGCAAUGGCAGUUGGCGAAAAAUUCAACUGCCAAUCGGACCCUCGGGUCGCAAGCGGCGUCGAGAAGAGCACACUCUUGGUGGAAUGCCUUCGAAGAACUCCUCUCAAGGAGCUCGUUUCCUCCUUCAUGGACUUCCAGGUGUGGAACAGCCUCCCGUGGGAGACGGUGCCCCGGGUGGACGGCGACUACCUGCCCGAUCACCCGGCGCGCCUCCUCGCUCAGGGGCGCUUCCAUGACGUCAGCAUCGUCACCGGCGUCAACCUCCACGAAGGGCGACUCGUCACCCAAGGUAUGUUCUCCAAUCCGGAGGUGUUCCGAGCGUUGGCGACCGACUUCGACUCCGUCGCGCCCAGCGUGGCGCUGCUCUUCGAGGAGGGCGACUACUGGCCGAGGAGCCUCGCCCGCCGCGCCUUCGAGCACUACCUCGGGGGCACCGAGAUCAGCGCCAGCAGCCACGCCGACGAAGUGGCGCUCACGCAGUUAUUCGGAGACCGCUUCUUCAAGAUCCCGCACGAUGACACGUGGAACCUCACUUGGCACCAUCUUGGUCCCGGCCGCGUCUUCGCCUACGAGCUCAUGCACAACAGGGGGCAGGAGUGGGUUGUGCAUCCGGCAAUACUGCAGUACCUGUUCCCUUACCCCGACGCCCCGCGACUCAAGGGCGAGGACAGACAGCUCUCGGACACGUUGCUCAAACUGUGGGUGAAUUUCGCAUCAACGGGGGACCCGACACCCGACUCCUCUCUGGGCUUCCGCUGGGCGUCCGUCAGUGCCUCCAGACAGGCCCACCUCAGCCUCACGCCCACGCCUGUUAUGACGUCAUCCUCGAGACUGAACGAAUGGUUGUUGUGGACCUCAUUCCCAACCGAAGCGAACAGGUUCCUUCACCUCGACCGCAUUCAAGAGUAUGUGCGAUCGCAUGCCAGAGAUAUUGGAUAAGAUGAUAGGUUUAAGCAUGUGUAUUUAUGUAUUGCAUAUACCGUGCAAGUUGACAGUUUUAUAGUUAUAUAUAAUAUAAUAAAAAAACACGUAUUUUUUCUCUUCUCUUUGGCCAAAGCAUCAACUUUUGAAUAAGGCUGUAGUGAUAUCGUAGUCUCCCCGAAAUGUAGUUAUGUUAUAGUCUCUCCUGAAAAUCGUCUAGUCACGAAUUUCUGGUUUAUUUUUAUCUAUUUCUCAUACAAUAAAUACUAUUGUUUAACUGACAAAUGUUUGUUUAUCUGCAUAAUUAUGUUGUCAAAAUACUUGUAAAUUGAGUAACACGAGCCUCCGGGCUAGUACAGUAGUAGAGUCGUCCUCUCACCCGAGGGGUCGGCGGUUCGCGCCCCGCCCAGGCGCGAGAAGUUGCAAUUGUCGCCUGGAGGUUACUGCUGUGGCUGGGCACCACGGCGGGUAAGGACUAAGCUCAUCCGAGCUGACACACAUGAGCGAGUACUUGAGUAAAACGAAACACUGGAACUGAAUUAAUAUAUAAACCUUAACAUUAUAUGUUAUCCUGGCUUCCACUAACGACAAGCCAUAACAGACUAAUUAAGGCUCUAUAUACGUUUUGGCUACUCAGACAUCAGCACGGCCUUAACGGACUAAACAUGGCGGUAGAUAUACUGUUUGGCCAAGAGACAUCAUCCUGGGCAUUAUGGGACGUAUACCGCCGUCAGACCGAGGCAGACUGACUGCCGACGGAGGGCCAAGGAGCAGCACCUCACUCCCAGCAGGAACAGUCUGACUCCAUUUGUCUUUGGAUGAAGGAAUCAAGAUGAUCUCACCAUUCACCAUAUUUUUGUAGGGCCCAUAGAUAGAAUGAUAGAGAGAGAGAGAGAGAGAUAGGUAGGUAGAUAGAUAGAUAUAUAUAUGUGUGUGUAUAUAUAUAUAUAUAUAUAUAUAUAUAUAUAUAUGUCGUCCGAAGAAGACAUCGUAUUUACUUUCAUUUUUACUUUUACCUGUUAUUUUAUCGUAUAUUAGUAUCCUAGAGCGUGUUUCUGUGGUUUGCUUAUAUACUCUUAUUUCUACUUUGCUGUUGACAGCUAUUGGAAUUAAAGUAUAACAUCUUUUCAAAAAAUGAUUUUCAUAUUUACUAUUGUAUGACUCAGUGAGCUCGCCAAAUGCAGUCAACUAGACCAUCUAAUGAGAGCGCCAUUACUCUUUUUGACCUGAAACAUCGGAUACAAUAGGUUGCAAUAACAAUCCAGAAACAUUUUUAUUAUCCACCCACUCUCUGCCACAUCCCCUACUGUGAUGUCACACUGCCUAUGUUAUUCCCCAUGUCAGAUCCUGUGGUCCAAGUUCUAGCUCCCUUGGGUCACAGGGGACUGAAUGCAGAAGGGACAAUAAAUCCUUGAUUUUCUCCUGACAAUAUAAGAUUAUUAUUAACUAUCACUACUAAAAUAUCACUAAGAGUAACAUUAAACAUGAAAACAAUGAACUAUGAAUGAACAAGGAGCAGAUAUGCAAAUGACCAAUCAAUAAAUACUGAACUAAGCCUCCAACUCGGUCAAAUCACCACUAGUAAAACCUAUAUAAAGUCUAAGGGUCGGGACCCCUAGUCCCGUGGUGGCGGCUACCAAAGUUUUUGUUUGUUCGUUUAAAUGUGACGUCAGAAGUGAUACACUGUGUGUGCGGGGGUGGGGGGGGGGUAGAGGCAGGGGGAGGCGGGCAUGCUGUGUCCCAAUAAAUCCUUGCAGCUGCUUGUGUGGCUGGUUGUAUUGUGGACAUUGCUACUUUACUUCUCCGUAUACAUAUAUUUACAAACAUAUUGACUUUGUCCUGUAUAUUCACUUUCCACAAGGUCUAAACCUAUGAACUUUUAUAUGUUCAAUAAAUAUAUUGGCUAGAUA
Penaeus chinensis is the source of this 3798-nucleotide messenger RNA. Its product is annotated as cholinesterase 1-like. The coding region runs from base 158 to 1906 and encodes 582 amino acids. The record is from RefSeq and is a predicted model, not a curated record. NCBI's taxonomy places the organism in Eukaryota, Metazoa, Arthropoda, Malacostraca, Decapoda, Penaeidae. The transcript is spliced from 12 exons.